CAUAAAAAAUCUCAAGUAAAUUUAUUCAUGUCAGGCAUAUAACGCUCCGUAAAACCUUGCGCGAUUAUUUAAUUAUAUCUAAUCUACCACUUUUUGAAAACAAACACCAAUUGGAAUGCCUGUUUAGGCAUUGGCAAUGUGUAUUUUUUUAAUCGACAGCAAACGCGGUAAUGUUUGCUCGUUUAUUGAUUGAUUACGUAGAGCUCAGGGAGAUGGCGCGCGCGCUUCAAUUGUUUUUGUGUUGUUGGUCGCCAUUGAGCAUCGAAAGUUUUUAAUGAUUCCGAACGGAGAGGAUUAGGUGAAAAAUGUAACCGAGAAAUGAAAGAAGUCCGUCUCUGAAAAUCAACUGCCAGAAGUGAAAGGAACUCGAUUUCGGCCCUCAAUCUCUGAGCAACCCAUUCGCCUUCAUGGGUUAGACUACAGCAACGUUAGCUUGGCCAAGGGUUUGCACUCAAACAUUGGAGCUCAUCUUUAAGGACAAGUUUGAGACCUGCCGAUGCACUCAAGGAAAGCUGUUUCCAGAAGGGCACUAAUUGCGAAUGCCGGCCGCCACACUCACUGUGGCUGGCCGGCAUAAGCUUCUGAAAUAACAGUUUAGAAGCAAAUUUUUCUUCCGAGCAUUCUGGACAUACGGUUGAAAAAAAAGCAACUCAUGUUAGACUGGAAAGGACAAAAUCUUAACCCAGUUGUCGGGACCUGAAAUGGAUGAUGGGCAGCGAUUACUAGACGUGAUUAAGUCAUGUUUUGACAGUGACCCAUCAGCACUGGAGUCGUUUCUUGGCCUGCAUCCGCCCGGUGGUGGCACCGGAGGCAACACUGCCCCCACGGUGCCCCCGACCACUUCGGCCACCUCUUUGAUGGCCACCGACCAGUCCAUCCUCAGCUCUGUCAACAUGCUGCAGGGUGACGGGCACCACGACCUUGACCCCAGCUCCCUCGUUGACUCGCUGACCCAAAGUCUGCUAGAGUCAAACCCCCUGCUGCACUCAAGUUUGCUCGAGAACGGCUCGGCCACCUCGCAGCUGCAUCAUUCUGCGCCUUCAACCUCUUUUGCUGCAAUUCAGCAUGCUCUCCAGCAGCAGCAACAGCAGCAGCAACAACCUUCAAUUCAGCAGCAACAACAACAUGGUGUGAUAAAAAUUGAUGCUCCUCAGCAUCUGCAUGCUCAGCAGCAGCAAAUCCACACAAAUGUGCAGCAACCUGGCCAGCAAAUGGUGGUCAGCAGCGCCGGAGGUCAGCAGUUUAUUAUAACUCAGACGGGUUUCCAGUCGCCACCCCCGGCUAAUAGUACUGGAGGCGCUAUUUUUGCCACCCCGAGUGACCAGCAAAACCAUCAGCAAUUUCCUCCAAACAGAUCGCCAGUGCCACACGCCCCUCCGACGCCAUCGCCCAGUCCGGGCGUCCUUCUUCGAUCCCCAGCGCCAGUCAAUCAGCAACAGGCCUCGCCGCAGCCGCUGGCCUCCCCCGGGCCAUAUCAUGUGCAAAAGUCGCCUGCACCCCCCACUGCCGCUCUCACCCCCGUCCCCUCGCCCUCGCCAAGCAUCACAACCUCGACGGCCAAUUUGCCAGCCGCCCUUUUGCAGCAUCCGGCCCUGCAGGCGGCUGGUAUGUCCCAAUUUUUAUCUCAGAACAACCAGUUGGUGCAGAUAAUUCAAUCGGGCGGCCGCUUGGCCAUGGCACCUUCAAUCCAGCCGGUGGUCAUGAGGCCAAAGCAGCCACAGUUGCUCCCGAAACCAGCCAACGGGGUGACUGCGCAAGCAGCCAAACAGCCUUCAUCAUCCAGCACCCCGCGGCCGGUGUCCACUAGUCAGCCCACAGCUCAGCAAAUUCCGCCUCAGACACCACCUCCUCAGCAGACCAUGGCCACUGCUGUGCCCAAUGCGCAGCAGAUUCUCAUGAAUCCUCUGCUCUCCCAACAGUUGUUGCUUAAUCAGGUGAUUCCAUCAUUGGGGCAGGGCCCCAUGAUUGUUCAGCAACCGGGCACAGGAAUGCAAUUUAUAAUUCGGCCUCAGCAGUCUCCGUCGCCAACUGCGGCCCCUAUGCUGAACAAGAACACAGUUGUGAUACCAGGUCAGCAGCAAGGUCAGACCGUGCUGAUCCAACACCCAGCGGCUGCAGCCCUUCAGCAGCAACAGCAACAGAGGGCCAACCAAAUGCAGCAGCCUGUGCUGCGCCUUGUGCAAACCAACAGCGGUCAAAUGCAGCUGCAGCAGAUCCAGACCUCUAAUGGGCCAGCAAUCAUAGCAGUGCCUUCGGCGCCAAUGCUCAGCUUCCAACCUCAGAUGAGGAACCAACAGCAACCUCAGGUUGUCAUGUCACAGCAAGUUGUGUCUCAGCAGCAGCAACAGCAGUUGAUCAACUCUUUUUUGGCUCAGCAGCAACAGCAAAUGCAGCAACCUCAAAUGGUUGAGCGGAGACUUAGUACAGACUCCAAUUUGUCUAUCGGGACAAUCAUGUCUCCUCCGAAUAUGCAUUCGCAAACUCCAUCACCAGCACCAGCCACGCCUCAAGUUGUGAUCAAACAGGAACCUCAACAGGUUCAAAUUCAAGCUCAGCAGCAGUUGAACCAGCAGCAACAGCCUCCGAAAAAGAAAUCAAAGCCCAAGAAAAAGAAAACCAAAAGCAAGGAUGAAGAGGCGAGCCAACAGGUUGAAAGCAAAUUAAACCUAGCAGAUAUCAUGAAAUCUGCAGGAAUUGGAGAUGAUGAUGACGGAAUGCUGGAUGAUCACACAGAUGUUCAACCAGCUGAGCAACAGCCACCUCAGCAACCCACCUCGCAGGCGCCUGUUGUCCAACAGCAGCAACCCACCUCCGUUCAAUCACCACUUGUGUCUCAGCUCCAAAAUCCAGUGACCCUCCAGUCUACGUCUGCAACUCUCACUCCUCAGCAACAAGUUCAGCAGCAGCUGCAGCAGCAAUUAAACCAACAGAUUCAACAGUUAAACCAAGCACAACAUCAGCAGCAGCAACAAACUGUAGCUCAACAGGUUCCACAGGCUGUGCCCCCAGGUCAGGUCAAAAUCGCUGUCACCGAGGAUGGACGUGUGAUAAUCCACAGAGAUGGCAGCAUGAUCACUAUUCCUCCUCAGCCUGGUGGUCCAGCUGCUGGUCUAGCUGCGGCCCAAGUGAUUUUGCAGAGCUUGCAGUCAGGAAUGCCGUCCCAAACCGUGGCCACACCACACCCUUCCUUAACUCAACUGCUACAAAACAAUGCUGCUCAACAGGCUUUGAACCAGCAAAUUCAAGCAGCCCAAGCUCAAAGACAGCAGACUCAGGUCCUUAUGCUGCAACAGCCUAACAAUCAGGCUGUGGUGCAGACGACAACAACAAAUGCAGUUCAAGCAGCUCCGCAGCAACAGUUGGCCACAACUUCUGCUUCGGAAAUGACUUCAAACAUGCUAAUUGGAGGACCAGCCAAGCAGCAGGUUGCAAGUCAAUCUGACAAAAUCCCUGAGGCUCUGCUGCAAACCCUUCGAAGCGCCAACAUUGACCCCAACUCGCAAGCGGCGGCUGCCAUUCUGCAAGUUGUUGCCUCGGGCACGCCAUUUGCUUUCCAGGCAGGAGACCAGAUUGUUCUCACUCAACAGGGCGCUCAGCUCUACCAAAUGCUCCAGCAGCAACAGUUGCAGCAAAUGCAACAGCAGCAGCAGCAACAACAACAACAACAACAGCAGCAGCAGGUGCUCAUCAGUUUAGACGCCCUGCAGCAGCAGCAGCAACAACAACAACAAAUUCAGCAACAAAUGACUGCGACCAAAACCGUUCCUGGACUGACUGUGGCCGCUGGAGGCACUGUGAUUGUUGGGGCUGACGGCUUCCCAAAACCUAAUCUUAUGAUCAACGCUGCACCAAAGGCAACCACUGUGAUCAGACGCACUUCGACUGAGAGUAUACAGCACACAUGCAAUAGGCACGUCGAGCCUGCCCAAACGACUGCCCCCAUUCAACAGCAGCAGCUCACGCAGAUGGAAAACAAAAUCCGAACCACAAUCACCUGCCAACCAAAGCCGAGUACGAAGAAGAAAAAGGCGGUGAUUAAAAUUGAGAGUAAACCAGAACCAUCAAGACUGCAGACAGCUCCCAUCAAAGCAGAGACUAAAAUUCUACCACAACCAAGUGCAGAGCAACCAAGCAUAUCAAACGGACCUUCAAGCAUCUCCAAAAUGCUUCCCAACUCUCCAUCGAGCAAUGUAGUCACCUCCUCUUCAGACUCCAACACACAGACUCCAGUUCUGCAGGCCCAACCUGCUCCAGAAACACCGUCGCCCUCUUCCUCUCCAAUUAAACAACCCCCUUCAACACCUCAACAGCCUUCCGUACCACAUGGUCUGAUGCCACACAAGGUUCAAACCAUCCAGUUGACUCCUCAGAAACAACAGCAUUUGAAGCAAGUUCAGGCCCAAAUUCAAGCUUUGGCCAAAAAGCAACCAAGGAGUGCCCAGGAAAAUGCUGUUCUGCAGAGGCUGUCUUUGGAGCAGAACAAAAUUUUGGCCUCUGGAAAACUGGUCCCGACCAUUCCCGGCCAGCAUGCUCAGGGACUUCAGUUUCCGUCUCCUCCUCCCUCUGCAGUAGGCGAAGUAGAAGCAAUUAUUGACGAGUCUGCUCUCACUGAAGCAGCCCCCCAACAGCUUGCUUACCUUGCCAAUCUGUUAAAGCAGCCUGUUCCUCCCCAGGUGAACAGCAACAACCAGUCACCGCAGGUGUGCUACUACCACCAGGUGGGAAAUCAAAUCAUAACCUUCACUCAAAAGUCGCACCAGCAGCAACAGGCAGCCUCUCAGGCCAAGAGCACAUCUGCUGUGUCAUCAACCCAGAGCGUGGUAACAACUACGGCCUCGAGUUUGACCACUGCGGCCAAGGCAAGUACCACUAGUUCUGCAAGCACCACCCCGACGCUCUCCUCCACCCCCACUGUCGUCUAUCUCAACUCGAGUAUGGACAAAGGCCUAACUACAGCAAUACCGACGCAAAUCAAAGCCACCAUUCAGGUUCACCAGGUUCCAAGCGCAAGUACAGUGGUAACGCAGGCCCCACCGAGUAGCACAGCCAACAGUGUAACUCUCCUUCCUAAGCCUCUCCAAAUCAAAGCAGCCACUGCCACGACCCCGGCCGGACCUGCAUCUCCUAACAAAGGGCUCAAACGUCCUGCAAGCACUCCAGUCAAGCCUGGAUUCAACAAAAUUUGCCUAAUCGAGCAACAACUGACAAAAGACCAGGAAGGUGCAACUGAUCCGGACACAAAGACACCGUUCCGGAGCAAGGCGGACGCUUGCAAGCGGCUGCUGCGAUACCACGUUUUCCAAGAAAAGGUACUUGGCCAGAAGGACCUGGAGAAGGCGGAUGAGUUCUUCGAGGCCACAUCACAACACUUGCUGGACAAGUUUGAGCAGAUGGUCCACAAGUAUCAGUACCUGUGUCUCAUGGAGAGCCAGCGAGAGGUGGCCACCUCAGAACUGAUGAUGAUUGAUAGGAUGUUCCUUGCUGACGAACAGGCCUCUCUCAAGGACCUGAAAGACCAAACUGCUGCUGCUGCAACUGCGGCUAAAGAAGCAGAUGCGGCAGCCGAGGCGAUCCAAGUAAAGACGGAGACUCCGGUCCAUUCCAAGUCGGUGAUGCCGCUGCUAGUUGGUUCGACGAACAAUAGUGAUGUGAAAGAAUUACGGAUAGUGGUGCAGGACGUGGCCCGGGUCACGAGUGAGGUUAAAAAGGAGCCCAAGAUUGAGCAAAACUACGACGAGUUUGAGGCCAUUCAGCGCGAGUUGAACAGCUAUGCGCGCGACACCAACGGCAGCGGCGUCGAUUCCUCGGACGACCCGAGCGCCGCCGAGCUAGGUCUGGACGACGACGACCUGCACGCGCAGGUGCAGAGCGCCAUAGACUCAAUCCUCAACCUCCAGCGCAGCGACGACCUGCUGCCGACGGUGCCCACCAACGGGCCGACGGCCUCUGCCGGUCGUCGACCGCCCAACAACGGCGACCACUCGCUGACGGCGCGACACCUCAAUCUGCUGGACGACGACGACGACGAGGACAUCGUCGGCCCGGCCGGCGACCCAGCACUCGACGAGGCGGUCCGCAGCAUUCUGACCUCCUGACAGUAGCCCUGUCGAAUUCCGGCAUUCGGCUCUCGACAUGUUCUGAUUGAGGACUUCAACUGACGGAGAAGAGGUAAAACAAAACCGUGUGCUUCUUGGACAGAAGUCUUGCACCAAGUCACAAUAAUUGGUAUUAAUCUUUUUAAGCUUAAUUUUUCAACUGGGAAAUUGGACAAAUCUAAACUUUAAUUUGAAAAGAAUUCGUCAAUGAUUCUGAAUGGGCCAAAUUUCCAUUUAAAAAUGCAUGCCCAGAAGCACGAAGGUGGUUUACCUCCUCACGACAUUCCGAGCUCACUGAGAUUUUGAGGCCGGUCCUCCGCUCGUUUUUCGCCGACCCGUCGCUGGGAUAGAAUUAAGACUGUGAUUAAAAUAAGCAUUUAUCGUUUAGUGCCGGACGAUCUGCGGUCGCCGACUAAAGAAGUGAGAGUGAGUCGAAAAACGGAUCCUACCCUCUAAUUUGUUGUAUUUACCCCAAAAUCGUCGGCUCAAGCAAUACACAUUCAUUUGAAUUUCAUCAAUAAGUGCAAAAACUGAUUUAAAACAAAGUAAAAACAUUUAAUAAGAAGUACAAAACGCGAAACUGAGGCUUUCUUGGAUAAAACUUGUUUUGGAUUUUGAUCCCAGCUAAUUCCAGUCCUUGUUGAAUUUGUUUUCUCGAAAAAGUUGCAGAGCAGUUUUUGUGUGAUUGCAUAUCUCUCAGUGUAAAGAAAGACUUUGAACAAAACUGAAAUGGAUCGAAGAGUGAGAACCACUGCUGAAACUAUUCAAUCUAUUCGUAUAUGAGGUUCCUGUGAACAAACAGCUUUUCCCUCAAAGAAAUAAGCAGAUCAAAGUAAAACUCUGUUUAGGUGCCAAUUAUGUUAUUUGUUGUUAUAGGUGCUUUCUUUUUGUUUUAACCUUUGAAAAGAGAAUCGUAUUAAGUUGAAAAAACAUAAUAUUUUUGUACUUAAGCCGUGACGAAAUUUUCGAUAAACGAUCUUCGUCCACUUGCCUUUGUGUAAUUUUUUCUAUGUAGAUUUUUGCUAUCGUUUUGUAAAUAUCCACGGCAUCUUUAGAAUGACAUUCAAUUCAAAAUUUUGAUUUUGAAAAGAUGACACCGUAACUCAAUUAAACCUUGUGGCAACCAAAUCGAUAUUUUCUCGGGGCAGUGCACUUCUGUAGUGUAAUCGUGUCAAGCUAGCCAGUCCCCUGUCCAAGACUGACUCAAAAACAAAACGCAGUAUCAAAAAGAGAGAGAAAAAAUAUCAAAUCACUGAUCCAUAAUGAAAAUUACCGGAAAUGUUAGAUUGGAGAUAAGAGAUAAAUUAAAGCAGUGCGUUCCUAUAAAAACACAAUCUUCUACAAUAAAAAAUAAAAUGCAGAAAUACAAAUAUUAUGCUUUUUUAUGAAAAA
Molecule: messenger RNA, 7487 nt
Organism: Neocloeon triangulifer
Lineage: Eukaryota; Metazoa; Arthropoda; Insecta; Ephemeroptera; Baetidae
Product: histone-lysine N-methyltransferase 2D-like
Exons: 19
Coding region: 702-6095 (1797 amino acids)
Biological process (GO): positive regulation of DNA-templated transcription
Cellular component (GO): SWI/SNF complex
Source: RefSeq, a predicted model, not a curated record